This is a messenger RNA of Linum tenue, 799 nucleotides long. The record is from the annotation of a GenBank genome assembly. NCBI's taxonomy places the organism in Eukaryota, Viridiplantae, Streptophyta, Magnoliopsida, Malpighiales, Linaceae.
CCCCCCAAAAACCAGAAUUCACUCACACGAUUCCCUCUUUGAUAUGGCUGGGAAGUUGAGGCAUGAGGAAAUCGGAGAGAACAUCAUCGACGAUGAGCCAGAGACGGCACUGGACAAAUACUUCAGGGCCAAGGUUGGGAUUGAUGACUUGGUAGCACAAGAGGAGGAGCUGCUGAGCAGGGUGGCGCCCUCACGUGACACGCACAGGAGAAUGAAGACCUGUUUGGAAGCCGAUACUGCUGCUCACAGCGACGGGUUGCUCGCAAUGCUGGCGCGGGGGAACUGUGUGUACCCGGACUCGCUAGGCGGAAGAAGGGAACGAGCAAUCGAUGCUCUCAGAGUCAAGCUAGCCAUAAUGAAAGCCGAAGGUUUGUUGAAGGAGCCCGGUGAGUUUGAGGAGCUCAUGGACCGACCUGGAGAGCUCAACGACUCCAUCCAGGAGUUGAUCGAUUCGCUCAGAAAUGCUAGUGAUAGCAUUUCCACCGGUCUUGCUGCGCUCUACCUCGGCAAAAGUACGGCAAUUCGGCAAAAGAAGGAACAGAUGGAGGAACUAUUCAUCAGAUUUGACAUGGAGACCUUACAAGUCCAAAUGAACGAGUUUGACAAGCUGCGUGAACUUGGGGAUUUUGUGGGGUGUCGAGCGAAGUUCGACAGGCGCUUCAAACCACGUCUCGCCUACGUGAUUUCUCACCUGGAAGAGUUACAGCAGCUUGUCGUGAGCUCGAUGGAUGCCCUCACCCCCCAUGAUGAUGAUUAACCUACAGGAAGUAUGUUAUUAUCGGUGAAAUGUUCGAAUUCC